AAUUGCCACCAGUUCAUUGAGCCAGUUCCGCGCUGAACUACGCAGCUCGUUUAUUUGGUGCAGAAAGAAAACAACCUGAAUACGCACAUACAUAUGUGCAAAUAUAUAUAUGUAGGUAGUUCUGGCUGAACAAUUAACAGUCAUGUGGCAAUAGGCAACAUUAGCAUUCAGAACGAUUUAAGCAAUGUCACUGCGUGCUUUAAGGAAACGGGAUAACCAAUACAAUCAAGGUGCUGCCAGAGCAACGCUCUAUAAGAAAGCAAACAACAGUAACAGCAACAGCAACGGCAACAACAACAACAAAGUUAAAAAGCUAACGUCAGCUGGAAGCCUGUUGCGCCAACGUCAGCUGCUUGGACGUUCGACACAUUCCAAUCCAGAUCUAACGGCAUUUCAGAGGACCUGCACGAGUCACUUGUUGCGUCGUAAAUCGGAAAGUGAUGCCAAUCGGGUAGACUCGACUGGCCAAUCAACUAAACCGUUAACGGCUGCAAACGCUAAAUCCGAGAUUUGCCUGCAGCGCAUCAGUUCACAUAGCUACGAGACGGCGAACAGCAGGCCCUCAACAACAAUGCUAGGUGGAGCGCGUUCCCAUCGUGAUCUUUCUGUUGUCCAAUUGGAUGCGGAUCGUGCGCCGCGUCGCAUGAGCGAGUGCAGCAUGGGCUACAGUCAGGCGAGUGGCUCUUAUUCGCGACGCACUAGCUCCAUGUUUGCCAGCCAAAUGAUGCUGUCAUCGAGUGCAGCAGCUCCGGUCGAUCCCAAUGCUAUUUUGCGUGUGCCCAUCAUUGGUUACGAGGUGAUGGAGGAGCGGGCACGUUUCACGGUCUACAAGCUGCGCGUCGAGAAUCCCGAUACGAAUGACUUUUGGCUAGUCAUGCGACGGUAUACGGACUUUGUGCGCCUUAAUGGCAAGCUGAAGCAAGCCUUUCCGCAUGUAAAUCUAAUGCUGCCGCGAAAGAAGCUCUUCGGCGACAAUUUUAACGCCGUAUUUCUAGACAAUCGGGUGCAGGGCCUCCAGAUGUUUGUCAACUCAAUCAUGGCCAAAGAUCAGCUGCGCAAAUGUAAACUGGUGCGCGAGUUCUUUUGCCUGGACGAGCCACCCUCCUAUUCGGAGUCCAUGGAGGAGUGUCGAGCAAUCUUCGAAGCACAGGAAGAGACCAUUGCGCACUUGAAACUGCAAAUACAAAGCAAAAAUGAUCUCAUACUUGGCUUACAGCAGAAGCUGCGCGAGGAAAUGAUCGAAAAGGAGCAGAUCAAAGAGCAAUUUAAAAAUCUCAAUUUGGACUGUUCGCAUUGCUCUUCAGCAAAUGAAAGUUUGGCGCUAAAGUAAAUUUAGAAACCACUCAAACCAGGACAUGUGGAGUGUCCUUCCUGUGCGUGUGUGUACAAUAUUAUGCUGAGCAUAACUCUAGACACUCGCACGCCUUUAAAAUAUCUCCCCAAGUGCAUAUCAAGCAAUAAGCAAGGCUCACUAUAUAGACAACUAUAUAUAGUAUAUUUAAAGUGCUUUAGUAUACUACACUGUACAACAAGAAUUAAGUCUAAGGAGUGAAUUGAUGUGAUUUAGAUGAGUUUUUGGAAAGGUUAAAGUUGUCAAAUUUGGAUUUGCAUUUGGAUUUGGAUUAAAUACUAUUAUGCAGAAAAUCUUUGAAAACUUUUUAUGCGGCCUUUGAGUAUUUGUUUUUAAGACUUUUAACUAAUGCCCCAGGACAUCAUAAGAUAUUACAUGCUAAGUUUAAGGUGCAGGCUGAUAUUCUAAACCUAAUUGAAAGAUAUUACUAAGACGCAUUACAUUGUUAUUAAAGGCUCUAUAAUUCAAAAACUGAAGGUAAUUAAAAGAGCAAUAAUUAUAAAAGGAAAUUAGUUAAAAUUCCAUCAAUUCAUUUCAAUCAUAAUC
Molecule: messenger RNA, 1897 nt
Organism: Drosophila hydei
Lineage: Eukaryota; Metazoa; Arthropoda; Insecta; Diptera; Drosophilidae
Gene: Snx16
Exons: 3
Coding region: 185-1330 (381 amino acids)
Biological process (GO): protein targeting to lysosome; early endosome to late endosome transport; endosome to lysosome transport
Cellular component (GO): early endosome; extrinsic component of endosome membrane; late endosome
Molecular function (GO): phosphatidylinositol binding
Source: RefSeq, a predicted model, not a curated record